UAUAUAUAAAAAGAAUCAACCAUUCUAAUUUCAGUAAAAAAUAAAAAUAAAAAAAAUAAUUCAACCUGAUUUGAACUUUGCGUAUUAUUACUUCCGGGAAGCAAUUGAGAGGAACACGCUGCGCAAAUAUGGAUCGUUUUUUGCAACCAAAAGUUCCACGGAUGGAAUUUGAGAAGGAUGCAUUUUUGGAAGCAGAGUCCGACCAACAAAGAAAUAUUAAUCUGGAUGAAGAAGAUAAACUGUGCAGUUAUCCUUCCACUGCUGCUGAGAAUGCUAACAGUGUUAGCACUGGACAGCUAGAAGAUCUAAGCAGAAGUCCUCAAGAUGGACCAAGACGACCACAAACGAGUGGAUCAAAACUCCCCAACAUGCUCGACAAAGGACAUUCUGCAUUGGUUCAGGAGAACCGGAGGUACAUGAUGGGUGUUGUAGAAAGUUUGCGCUACACAGCUUGUCAGGGAAUCGCACAGCGCAGUCACAGUGAGAAACAGGAUUCAGCUAACAAAGGUAAUUUUCGUGAGAUGCUUGAUGUGAUUGGAAAAUUUGAUCCCAAUGUCCAAAAAAAGCUGACAAUUAAUCCAUCUAAUGCUAAGUAUGUUCAUCAUGACAUACAGAACGAAAUAUUUAAUGUUAUGGCUGAAAUGAUAAGAAAACAAAUCAGCAAUGAAGUGAAAGAAGCUCAACACUUUGCUAUUUUGGUGGAUGAAAGUAAAGAUAUCAGCAAAAAAGAACAAAUAUCUGUUAUUGUUCGUUAUUUGCAGCCAGAUUCAGAGAAGGUGGUGGAAGAAUUUUUGCAUUUCACCCCAGCAGAAGGAUUAGAUGCAGACUCACUUUUUGACUGUAUCAAAAUGACCCUCAGUCGUUGUAAUAUUGAUAUAAAUUGCUGUGUCGGACAGUGCUAUGACGGUGCUGCUGUUAUGUCCGGGUGCAACAAUGGAGUUCAAGAAAAGUUGAGAAAAGAGGUGCCGCAAGCUGUGUACAUUCACUGCCAUGCUCACAGGCUGAAUCUUGUGUUAGUAGACUGUGUACAUAAUGUUGAUGCUGCAGCCGAUUUUUUUGAGAUAUUGCAAAUGCUUUACAAGUUUUUUUCUGGGUCUGUUGUUCAUGAUCUUUUUUUGAAGAAGCAGGAAGAACUUGUGUCAGCUGUACAGCGCCUAGAACUUAAAAGACUCAGUGACACCCGCUGGGCGUGCCAGUAUGAUUCCAUACGUGCUGUCAAAAAAACUCUCCCAGCUGUUAUAGCUACGCUGCACGAUGUUGUUGACCAGAAAAAUGCUAAAAGGAGGACGGAGGCUAAAGCUCUCAGUGCACUUAUAGAUAAGAAGUUUGUUCUGCAUCUUGUAAUUUUUGAGGAUAUUUUCAGAACAACAAAAUUCAUGUCUGAUCAGCUACAGUCUCCUAAUUUAGAUCUAGUAGCAGCAAAUGACCUGGCUCAUUCUGUAAUAACUGCUUUAACAGAAAAACGCACAGAUGACAAAUGGGAGACACUCAGAAAAGAAGCAGAAGAACUUUGCAGCAACACAGGAAUAGCAACAGAGACUGUACAUCGGCAGAAAAGACAGACUCAAACAGCUAAACAUCUAGAGCACUUUAUUGUGGAUGCCUCAAUAGAAAGAAAAGGUGCAGACAGCACGGAUGACCUAAAAACAAAAUCAUUCUAUUCUGUUAUAGACAGGAUGCUAAUGGAAAUGAAACAGCGUUUUUCUUCAGAAACUAAUGAAGUACUGAAAGGUUUGCCAGCUCUAAACCCCAAACACCCAUCAUUCCUUGACAAAAAAUGGAUACUGCCUAUGGCCUGUCUUCAUGGAGUUAACGAGGAGAACUUGUCAGCUGAGCUCCACCAGGUUCGCCGGCUGCUGAAAAGGAAAGAAGAACUGGGACUUAUAAUCAACAACACACAAGACUUCCUAUCUGUGAUGCGGCCCUACAAAGAUGCAUUCCUGGACUUGUAUAAGCUGAUAUCCAUAUCUUUGACUCUUCCAGUAACAUCAGUGAGCUGUGAGCGCAGUUUUUCUUGUUUGCGUCGUUUGAAGAACUACCUAAGAAACAGCAGCGGAGACAGUCGAACAAGUGACCUGGCACUUCUUGCUAUCAAUCCUUUAAGAACCAGGACCCUGGACAGUGACAGGAUUAUUGAUGCUUUUGCCCUCAACCACAAUAACAGGCGGAUUGUCCUGUUAUGAAGACUUCUG
Nematolebias whitei (Rio pearlfish) is the source of this 2192-nucleotide messenger RNA. RefSeq names its product zinc finger MYM-type protein 1-like. The transcript is spliced from 2 exons. The coding region runs from base 129 to 2183 and encodes 684 amino acids. The record is from RefSeq and is a predicted model, not a curated record. Lineage: Eukaryota; Metazoa; Chordata; Actinopteri; Cyprinodontiformes; Rivulidae. Gene Ontology annotation, molecular function: protein dimerization activity.